Messenger RNA from Fusarium keratoplasticum, 2901 nucleotides. RefSeq names its product Dimer-Tnp-hAT domain-containing protein. The transcript is spliced from 3 exons. Bases 1 to 2901 code for a protein of 966 amino acids. NCBI's taxonomy places the organism in Eukaryota, Fungi, Ascomycota, Sordariomycetes, Hypocreales, Nectriaceae. The record is from RefSeq and is a predicted model, not a curated record. Gene Ontology annotation, molecular function: protein dimerization activity.
AUGUCGGACUUGCCACCACCCUCUACACCGGCGAGCCUUUCGCCGGUGAUUUCGACGCCUUGCCCCACGCCACUUUUUCCCUCUGCGUUCUCGCGACUGUCUCAACCAAGGACCGUGGCUAAGCAGCUCGAGGAGGCUUCGGUCGGGGAGCUGCCCCCUAACCCGACUAUUGAGGAUCUACCGAAGGUCGUCUGGGAGAACCGCCGCUUCGUUCAAGAAGCUUCGCUAGCUCGGAAAGGUGCAAAAGGCAGAAAAAGUUGGAUCAGAUCGCACGGCAUGUUCUUCAUUGAAUUGAAUCACCAGGAUCAGCCCAUCGGUCAUGUGUGGUGCUGCAGCCGAUGCGAUACGAAGGGUCGGCCAGAAUUCUUCUCAGUACAAGCGACAUCUUCUGCAGCAGAUCAUCUUCGCAAAGCCCAUCGGAUCACCCCAGCGAGUCAAUUAAGCCCUAGCGACGAUAGCGCGAUCGAUCUCCAGUCCCAUGCAACCCCCAAACGACCACGGCUUGACCAGAGCAUGAUACCAAAGGCAAAGGUCAAAGCUGUACAAGAACUUAGUGUUGGGUUCGUUAUUGACAGUGAUGUGCCCUUCACAAUAUUCGAGCACAAGUUUCUGAAGGAGCUCUUCUAUCAGUUCGACCAUGAAUUAGCACUCCAAAUUCCUUGGAGUAGCAGUUCUAUCACCAGAGAGCUUCAGAAGAUCUUCGAGUCUAAGGCGGAUAUCAUCAAAGCGGAGCUGGGCAGCGCCCUAACGAAAAUACACAUUAGCUUUGAUCUCUGGAUAUCACCGAACCGUCUUGCGAUAAUAGCAGUUUUUGCACACUUCAUCGACAAAUUCGGGGACCAACAAUCCAGGCUGCUCGCUCUACGCCGUCAGCUAGGUAUUCACAGUGGUGAGAAUCUUGCCGAGACACUGUUCGAAAUCGUUCAACUGUGGGAUAUCAGAGGACAGGUUGGCACUGUCAUCUCUGACAACGUGACCGCGAACGAUACCUAUCUCUCUUACUUCUACCGGCAGAUCGACCCUUCGAUUCGGCCUACUGAUAUCAAGGCCCGUCGCAUGCGUUGCUACGGCCACGUUCUUAACCUUGUUGCCCGCGCGUUUCUUUUCGGUAAAGACGCCGAAUCUUUCGAGCUAGAGUCAGAUAUCAACGGCAUGAGAGGUCUUCAGGAGCAGGAUCUUCGCCAUUGGCGUUCGAAGGGCCCAAUUGGGAAGCUGCACAAUAUCAUCAAGUUCAUCAGAUCCUCACCUCAGCGCAGCGAAUAUUUCAAGCGCAUCGCUCACGAGCAGGAGGACGAAGGGUACCAUCUUUGCGAGGAAUCAACCGCCGAGCUUAAGGUCAUCUUGAACAAUGAGACGCGGUGGAAUUCUACUUAUAUGAUGAUAGAGAGGGCUUUGCGGAAGCAGACUGACAUCAGGGCCUAUAUCUUUGCACUCGAAGGCGAGAAAGACGAAGAAAAACGUAUCCCUGCUGAUGACAUCUUAUCCAACGAGGACUGGCGCGUGCUUGGUGAGGUCAACGAGAUACUUACGCCUCUAUAUCAUCAGACGAUGCGAACCCAAGGCUGGGGUAAAGGCGACAGCCAUGGGCGCCUGUGGGAAGUUCUGGUAGGAAUGGAAUACCUGCUCGAGCAUUUUGAAGACUGGAAAGGCUUCUACAAUGAGUUCACGACCGAAACAAUAAGGGCGAUGAAUCUAAAUGAUCCCGAACUAAUUGGAAGAGCGUCUGCGCCUCUGAGGGGGACUAACAUCCGGUCGGCCCGUUCCCGCCGUCGCCCUGCUCGCUUCGAUGGGGAAGAGGUCUAUGUAUCCCAACAGCGAAGUCAAGCGCCAACUUUCACGGUAGCUGCCUUGCCGGAGCAUUCUCAGGCUGAGUAUGCGGCGUUUGACAAGCCACCGGCGUCUAAGAUUUCCCAGAAGAGCUCAUUACCAGCAGACCACCGAGCAUAUAUUCGGGCAUCGAUCAACAACGGCUGGAAGAAGCUGGAUGAGUACUAUAGCAAGCUCGGAGAAUCUCCCUUGUUUGCGGCAGUAGUCAUCCUUCGUCCGAGAUUCGGCAUCAGCUGGUUGGAGGCUACUUGGGCCACUGAGGAGCAAUUGGCCUGGGUUCGCGAUGCGAAGGCGGGCAUAAAGGACUACUUCGCGCGGUGGUAUCAAUCGAACCAGCGGACGGACGACUUACAGUCGAAGUCUGCUUCAUCAUUAACGAACAGGGGUAAAGAGGAUGAUCACUACACGCAAUGGAUCAACAGCAGAACGAAAAAGGCAUUUGCAACGAGCAGCAGUGUUAGCGAGAUGGACAAAUACCUCCGUCUUGAGCCACAAGAUACGCAAGAGCCAAUCCAAUGGUGGAGGGACCACAAGCCUUCAUUCCCGGUGCUAAGCAGCUUUGCCUUGGAUGUCUUUGCCAUUCCGGCCAUGGCAACCGACUGCGAGAGGCAGUUCAGCCUAGCCAAGCUGACACUAACAUCGCAAAGGCUCGCAAUGGGCGCAGACACGCUGGAGCGAGUUCAUUGUCUGAGGAACUGGCUUCCUAAGGGAUAUGUGGAACUUGGUUUCCUGAAGCCAGGGGAAACGUCGACUAUGGUUGCGGAACUCGAUAAGGCCCUCUACGGUCUUCGCGAGGCUCUACUCCUUUGGUAUAACGAGAUUUCUGAGACACUCAAGCAAGCAGGGAUCGAUCGCACGGAUGAAGAACCUUGCGUUUUUACCAACGGCAAGAUCCUAGUUCUCAUCUAUGUUGACGAUAUCCUGAUCCUCAGCCCCCGGCAAGAAAAGGAGGUAGUUGGCGACCUCGUUCAACAUCUCCAAUCCAAAUACAACCUGCGCGAAGAAGAGUUCAAAUGGUAUCUUGGCAUCCGAGUUAUUAGAGAUCGGCCAAAUCGGAAGAUCUAUCUCUGCUAA